AGACAAGUGACUUUUAUGGUGUUUGAUUAUGCAUCUUUUACUUCUGAAAUCAUGUUACCUGUGAUUCUGCUUCUGAUGGGUCUUUCUGGCCUCACUUUGCCAGUCCAAGCAGCACCGGGUCUUUUGGAUGAGAUUUUAACUUUAUUUGAUGAAAUAAAUGAUUAUGCUGUUACUGACACCACGGGGGAAAUAUCCUCAGCUGAAAUUAAUGAAAGCAUUGAUUGGAUUUUUUCCUUCUUUGAUGAACCAGAAGUGUGUGAUCCAAAUCCAUGCCAGAACAACGGAGUAUGCGAGGUCCUAGAGAGUGGCGGCUUCAGAUGCAUCUGUAAAGAGCCUUACAUUGGCAAAAAGUGCCAGGAUGAGAGGAACGUGUGUAAGAAAGUGAAGUGCGGUCAUGGUGAUUGUGUCAGAACUUAUGAAGCCCCAUUUUAUGAAUGCAAAUGCCGCCCUCCCUAUAGGCCCCCUACGUGCAAGAAAGCCUCUGCUUGUGACCCGAGUCCAUGCCUGAAUGGAGGAGAGUGUGUUAAAGGCCGUACCAGAGCCAGUUUCACAUGCACAUGUCCUGAAAAUUACAGUGGGAGGUUCUGCCAAGUUGGUCCAAAUGAUUGUUAUGAGGGAAAUGGGGAAUCAUAUAUAGGUUUUGUCAGUCAGACAGUGGAAGAAAUUGAAUGUUUACCAUGGAACUACUACCGGAUUCCCUUCAAGGAGUUUGAAGGGAAUGAGACAAUUGGAGCCCACAAUUACUGCAGAAAUCCGGAUGGAGACCGGGAGCCCUGGUGCUUUGUGAAGGAUAAGGGGAAUCUCCGGUGGGACUACUGUAAUGCCAAGCCAUGCUCUGAACCAGAACCAGUAAAACCUUCCAGAGCCCCUGAAAAACUGCAGUUUUCUGACUGUGGAAAGAUCCAGGCUAGUAUGAUAGCCCCAAGAAUAUUUGGUGGGAGGAAGUCUCUGCCUGCAGCCCAUCCCUGGCAGGUCUCAUUUCAGGUCCGUCCCAAGGGCUCUAGCGGAUCCUUCAGCCACAACUGUGGAGGAACCCUUAUUGACUCCUGCUGGGUCCUAACUGCCGCCCACUGCAUUGAUGAGAACGAGGAGGUAAGGGUGGAGAUGGGUGGUGUGAACCUGGAGAAAGAUGAUCCUGCAAAACAGUUUCUUGAGGUGGAGAAAAUCAUUGUUCAUGAGAACUAUACAGAGACUCCUGAAGCCCUGUAUAAUGAUAUAGCCCUGCUGAAACUAAAAGCAAUAAAUGGAAGGUGCGCCAAUGAGACCAGGUCCGUUAAGGCAGCUUGUGUUCCCACGGAUUCAUUCCCUGAUAAAACUAUGUGCACCAUAUCAGGCUAUGGAGCCACAGAGAAAGAUUAUGCUGUCUCUCCUCAGCUGCUGGAUGCCAAAGUUCUCCUAAUCUCUCAGAAGCGUUGUAUGUCUCGUAAUGUCUACGGGAACAGAAUGGAUGAUUCCAUGAUGUGUGCUGGAUAUAUGCAGGGAAAGACUGACUCUUGUCAGGGUGACUCUGGUGGACCCCUGGUUUGUCAGAAGGACGAGACUCAUUACAUCUAUGGUGUGGUGAGUUGGGGUGACAGCUGUGGCAAGAAGAACAGGCCCGGUAUCUAUGCCCGUGUCACCAAGUUUGUUGACUGGAUCAAUGAAAAGAUGCGAGCAGUUUAGGGUGGCUACUCAAAAGGUUUGAGUUCAAUGA
Molecule: messenger RNA, 1693 nt
Organism: Carassius carassius (crucian carp)
Lineage: Eukaryota; Metazoa; Chordata; Actinopteri; Cypriniformes; Cyprinidae
Gene: habp2
Product: hyaluronan binding protein 2
Exons: 13
Coding region: 16-1662 (548 amino acids)
Biological process (GO): blood coagulation; proteolysis
Cellular component (GO): membrane
Molecular function (GO): serine-type endopeptidase activity; calcium ion binding
Source: RefSeq, a predicted model, not a curated record